AGCAGUAGCUGCUAAGCUCUUUUUUAGUGGACUGUUCCCAUGUAUAAGCCCAAAGGAAGUACUUUAGCAGCUGUGCUUAACCAACUUAAGGUGAAGCUGUUGGCAGAAGCUGGUAUGCUGAAGCCUAGUAGAAAGAAGAGGAAACAAAUGUUAAAGAUUGGACAUGGUGGGAUUCUGGACAUUGAUGCCUCAGGAGUACUAGUUGUUGACAUUGGAAAAGGGACUAAAAUGCUGAGCAGCAUGUUGGCAAGUUCUAAGAAAUACACAGCUGUUGGGGAAUUUGGAAAGGCAACUGACACAUUAGAUUUUACAGGCAAAGUAACAGAAAAAAACCCUUACGAUGGGAUAACAAAAUAAGAUUUUGAGAAUGUCUUGCAGAAGGUUACAGGGAGCAUCAUGCAAGUUCCCCUACUAUACAAGGAUCCAGAAGGGGAUGGGUAUCAGAAUGGAAGGGUCAUGUGUGAACCGGGUGAUAAGAUGUAUGAUCUUGAAUGUGGCGGCAGCUUUUAUGUCAGAAGCUUGGUCAACGACAUCAGCAAAGAGCUGUCCUCUUGUGCCACUAUGCAGGAGCUGACCCGAACCAAACAGGGAUCGUUUAUACUGGAAGAGCAUGUUCUUUAUGAAGACAAAUGGACAAUUGAUGAAAUUGCCAAGUCCCUGGAGUGUUGCAUGCCUCUUCUUCAGGAAGAACCAUCUCGUAAAAAAUUAAAGACAGAGCUGUCUGAAGAACACACCAUGAACUCUGGAGAUAAGUGAUAAGUCAGGUCAAGGAAAAAGACGGAAGGACUGAGUCGUUUUAAGAUUGCUCUGGGAUUGUCUUGUCUUCUGUAAAUUUACAGUCCAGUAUGUGGAGGAUGACAAAUUACAAAGCAAUGAAAAUGAUACCUUUCUAUCUCUUCUGUUCACGCUGAAACACACACGAUAGUCCAGCAUUUAUUUCCUCUCAUAAUGUCCGUAUUGCAUUGUAAACCUAUUUGUCAGGUAAGCAGACUCAUCACUUCACCCAUGAAAAGAACUUGCAGGACACUCUUAAAAUAUGAAUCUGCUCCCAUGUAUUUGUUUGUUUGUUUAGAUGCUUAUGUCCCACUUUUAAAAAUAAAACACCUUUGCAAAGUGG
Messenger RNA from Rhineura floridana, 1117 nucleotides. It is a transcript of the gene TRUB1, whose product is annotated as TruB pseudouridine synthase family member 1. Gene Ontology annotation, biological process: mRNA pseudouridine synthesis; tRNA modification. Gene Ontology annotation, cellular component: mitochondrion. Lineage: Eukaryota; Metazoa; Chordata; Lepidosauria; Squamata; Rhineuridae. The record is from RefSeq and is a predicted model, not a curated record. Gene Ontology annotation, molecular function: RNA binding; pseudouridine synthase activity. The transcript has 8 exons.